Micromonas commoda is the source of this 1083-nucleotide messenger RNA. RefSeq lists its product with no specific name. Lineage: Eukaryota; Viridiplantae; Chlorophyta; Mamiellophyceae; Mamiellales; Mamiellaceae. The transcript is spliced from 2 exons. Gene Ontology annotation, cellular component: nucleus; cytoplasm. Gene Ontology annotation, biological process: protein phosphorylation; intracellular signal transduction. Gene Ontology annotation, molecular function: ATP binding; MAP kinase activity. The record is from RefSeq and is a predicted model, not a curated record. The coding region runs from base 1 to 1083 and encodes 360 amino acids.
AUGAUAUGGCGCAGCCUUUUCGAGAUCGACAUGAAGUACGUUCCCAUCAAACCGAUCGGCAAGGGUGCCUACGGCGUGGUGUGCUCCGCGAAGGACUCGGAGACUGGCGAGAAGGUGGCAAUUAAGAAGAUCGCCAACGCCUUCGACAAUGCGACGGACGCCAGGAGGACACUCCGUGAGAUCAAGCUCCUGCGCCGUUUGCAGCACGAGAACAUCGUGCUGCUCAAGGACAUCAUGCGUCCGCCCUCUAAGGAUGACUUCAACGAUGUCUACCUGGUGUACGAGCUGAUGGACACCGACCUUCACCAGAUCCUGCGAUCCUCCCAGGGCCUCAGCGACGAGCACUGCCAGUAUUUCCUGUACCAGAUCCUGCGUGGGCUGAAGUAUGUUCACACCGCGCAGGUGCUGCACCGCGAUCUGAAGCCCAGCAAUCUGCUUUUGAACGCAAACUGCGACCUAAAAAUAUGCGACUUUGGCCUGGCGAGGACGUCGUCGGAGAGGGGGUUCAUGACGGAGUAUGUGGUCACACGGUGGUAUCGGGCGCCAGAGCUUCUUCUGAGCUGCGAGGAUUACACAAGCGCGAUUGAUAUCUGGUCGAUGGGGUGCAUCCUGGCCGAGAUUCUCGGCAGGAAGCCCCUCUUCCCGGGGAAAGACUACAUUCAUCAGAUGCGUCUGAUAGUCGAGGUGCUUGGCUCGCCGAACGAGGAGGACUGCGCGUUCAUCCAGUCCACCAAGGCACGAAAUUACAUCCGCACGCUGCCUCACAGUCCGCAGGUUCGAUGGGAGCGAAUGUUUCCAAAGGGGAACCCCCAGGCGAUCGACCUGCUGGACAAGAUGCUCCAGUUCGAUCCCAAAAAACGUAUAACCGUGGAGCAGGCCCUGGAGCACCCUUACCUGACCGCCCUGCACGAUCCAAUGGUUGAGCCUGCGUCGGAGCCGGCGCCGUUUGAGUUUGAGUUUGAGGAUGAGGAGCUGCAAGAGGAGCAGCUUCGUGAAAAGGUUUGGGAGGAGAUGCUGAGCUUCCACGGCGAGGGCAGCUUCGGGAGGGGAAGAGGAUCGGGGGUUACACCGAUGAUGAGUUGA